CCUCAUAACGGCCCGCGAGUAGGAAGUGUUUUCCCAGCGCUGCUGUCCGUGCCCCCGGCGGGCUGUGCUGCGGGCUCGCCACUAACUCUCUGCGUUUCCUCCAGAUCCCGACACAGCCACCGUCCCUCGCCCGGGGAAGCAGGCGUGGGCAGAAGACCAUGGGCAAGAAUCCCCCUUUCCCAGCGGGUUCCCUCAGCAGCUUGGAGUGUGAUUAGCAAGCCAAGGCUGUUGGAUUUAUUUAAACACCCUGCCUCUCAUUGAUUAAGAAAUGAAUGGCAGAAAUCGCUCAACGAAGCAGCCCCAGUUUAGCGGAUUGAUUUACUCGCAGUAUUGGCCAUGAAAGCGAAGAAGUUUAUGGGAGUAGAUUCGUCCAGGGAGGUCACAGUGCGACCUCCAGGCCAUCAGGUGUUGCAGAGAGUUCAGAUUUUUCCUCUUGUAGCUUUGCACCAAAAUCCACCGUGUUUUCCACCUCCUGGUCCACGGUUCACCAUCAGCCGUCCGCGGCAAUGACCGGGAUCUACCAUCCCUACAUGCAUCAGCCCCACUUAGGGGCAGCCGACGCUGGCCGCUACGUGCGCUCCUGGAUUGAGCCCUUCCCGGGCUUCCCGGGCGGCGGCGGCGGCGGCGGCGGCAGCGGCAGCGGAGGCAGCAGCAGCGGCGGCUCCGCGUCCAGCUCCGGCUCCUCCAACGGGCGCCACUACGGGAUAAAGCCGGAGACGGGAGCAGCCACCUCCUCGUCUUCCUCCUCCUCUUCCUCCUCCUCCAAAAGGACUGAAUGCUCCUCGUCUCGGGAGUCCCAGGGGAUCGGUGUGCCCGAGUACACGUGCAGCUCCUUCCUCCAGGAGUCCCGGGAGAAGGCGCCUGCCGGCAGCUCCAAGGACCCCGCCGCCUGCAGCCACAACCCCAGCCCGAGCAGCGAACUGAAAGAGGAGAAGCAGCAGCAACUUGACCCAAAUAACCCUGCAGCAAACUGGAUCCACGCUCGUUCAACGAGGAAAAAGCGUUGUCCCUACACAAAGUAUCAAACUCUGGAACUGGAAAAGGAAUUUCUGUUUAACAUGUACCUCACCCGAGACCGCCGUUACGAAGUAGCUAGGAUUUUAAACCUCACAGAGAGACAGGUCAAAAUCUGGUUUCAGAACAGAAGAAUGAAAAUGAAAAAGAUGAACAAGGAGAAAGGCAAUAAAGGAGACUAACGCUGGGGUGGAAACGUAGUUGGAGACUAUUAAUUUAGUUUUGAGUUUGGAUUUUUAUCGGGGGAGUGUGGGGUUUUGGUUGUUGAGGGAUUUUUUUUUCUUUGGUUUUGGGUUGUGGCUGCUUGUUUUUGUUUGGUUGUGUGGGUUUUUUUGGGGGGUUUGAUUGUGGUUUGGUUUGCUUUUUUUUUUUUUUCUGUUAGUUUGGUUUUAUUCUUUCUCUGCACCCUUAGCCCCCCCCAUACGUCCUCCUCCUGCGCCACUCCACCCCAGGGAUUUUAAAUCAAUCGUGCUUUCUUUUUUUUUUUUUUUUUUUUUUUUUUUUUUUUUUUUUUUUUUUCCCCUUGGUAGAAGUGAAACGUGGUCUGUGUCAGGUAUUUCCGGAAAUUUUGUCUUGCUCGACAACGUGUUUUUCAGUCUCUUGAUACUCCCCUCCUCCUUCCCAGACCAUUUAGAUGACAAUAUUGUGAGUGCACGUUAGCUUUGGGAACUCCAUCUGAUGUUAAAUGUUUGACAUGUUUCUUAAAAGUGAUGUAGACUAGAUAGUUAUUUUGCCAAAAUAAAGGUAAGGAAAUUAA
Molecule: messenger RNA, 1771 nt
Organism: Motacilla alba alba
Lineage: Eukaryota; Metazoa; Chordata; Aves; Passeriformes; Motacillidae
Gene: HOXD9
Product: homeobox D9
Exons: 5
Coding region: 507-1196 (229 amino acids)
Biological process (GO): proximal/distal pattern formation; embryonic skeletal system morphogenesis; anterior/posterior pattern specification
Cellular component (GO): nucleus
Molecular function (GO): RNA polymerase II cis-regulatory region sequence-specific DNA binding; DNA-binding transcription factor activity, RNA polymerase II-specific
Source: RefSeq, a predicted model, not a curated record